AUGCAGCUCCUCUCCGUUUUUUCGACUUUGGCUUUCGUGUCUUCGGUCAUCGCAGCUGACCGGGGCCACUACACCGUUGCUGGGAUCGGAGCUCGCAAGCAGGAGAUCGUGAAUGCCGGUGGCAACACUCGUGACUUGGCUAUUUCGAUGCUGGAGACCGACACCAUGACCACCGAUUACACUUACGGUGAUGGAAAGUCCGGUGAUGGCACCAACUUCGGCAUUUUCAAGCAGAAUUGGUACAUUCUGAGAAACUCUGCAUCUCAAUUCAUGGGCAGUACCGUCGACCAGGUUUCUGAUGGUGCUAUUCUCAAUAAGGAUCUGAAGAUGGACAUCCAAGCUCGUCACGAGGGCGAGGAGAAGUACGGAUAUGAGACCUGGUUCAGUGGCCACCGCAAUGGAGAAUCAGGCAUCGACAACCCGGGUACCCAGGACAUCAAGAACUACAUGGACGGUGUCGCAUGGAUUCAGGAGCAGCUUGAGAGUGAUGAGAAGUACCAGAGCGACGAUACUCGCUUCUACGUUAGUGUUGUGGCCAUCUAG
Messenger RNA from Penicillium verrucosum, 543 nucleotides. RefSeq lists its product as uncharacterized. The transcript is spliced from 5 exons. The record is from RefSeq and is a predicted model, not a curated record. Lineage: Eukaryota; Fungi; Ascomycota; Eurotiomycetes; Eurotiales; Aspergillaceae. Bases 1 to 543 code for a protein of 180 amino acids.